Caenorhabditis sp. 36 PRJEB53466 is the source of this 1047-nucleotide messenger RNA. The record is from the annotation of a GenBank genome assembly. Lineage: Eukaryota; Metazoa; Nematoda; Chromadorea; Rhabditida; Rhabditidae.
AUGCCCGUUGCUAUCAUCACCGGUUUGUUUCCAUUCGCUAUAUUGGAAUAUAGUCAAUUCCCUCAGGAGCCAGCUCGGGAAUCGGCCGUGGAACCGCUCUUCUGUUCGCAAAACACAAGUAUCAGCUCUCUUUGACUGGAAGAAACACGGACGCUCUUAAAGAGAUCGCGGCCCUUUGUGUUUCCGAAGGAGGCAUUUCGACUGAAGACGUGAGGAGUUCAAUUGGUUUUUACUGUAAAUAAUGAAGGCUCAGGUGCUGAUCACUGCGAUCGAAUUGAGCGCCGACAAUGCUCCGAGUGCGAUCGUCGAAGCGACUAUUCAAAAGUUCGGACGAAUUGACACCUUGGUGGGAUCUUGAAGUCCGAAUUCCUGAUGAAUGCUUCCUUGCUUCCCCUUUAGAUUAAUUCGGCGGGAAUUCUGCGCGCGGGACCGGUGCUCGAGUCGGGAAUUGAAGUGUUCGAUGAGCUGAUGAACGUGAAUGUGCGCAGUCUGGUUCGUCUCACUCGGGCCGUCCUCCCGCAUAUAAUCUCCACGAAGGGGACCGUCGUCAAUGUGAGCAGUAUCAACGGACCGUGUCCGGUGAGUCCAGUCGAGUGUAAGUGAAAUAACUGAACUUGAUGCCGCAGUUCGCCGGAGUCACCUACUAUUGCAUGACCAAAUCGGCAGUCGACCAGUUCACCAAGUGUUUGGCUCUCGAAAUGGCUCCGAACGGAGUCCGUGUCAAUGCUGUCUGGUAAGGGUUCGUCUGCCGUUUUCCUUCAGAUCACGAAUGUUUCAGUCCCGGAGUCAUCGUCACGAACAUCCAUCGGACUUCCGGACAGGACGAAGCAACCUACGCAGCGGUGAGACGAAAAAGGCAGAAUGUCAAUUUGCUUUCUUCGCUUUCAGUUUCUCGAGAAGAGCAAGACGACUCAUGCUCUCGGACGACCGGGGACCACGUCGGAAGUGGCCGAGGCAAUUUUGUUUUUGGCGUCCGAGAAGAGCUCGUUCACUACCGGACAACUUCUGAAAGUCGACGGAGGAAGAGGAAUUAUGCAUCCGCGAUAG